This is a messenger RNA of Lachnellula hyalina, 318 nucleotides long. It is a transcript of the gene hsp9, whose product is annotated as Heat shock protein. Bases 1 to 318 code for a protein of 105 amino acids. The transcript is spliced from 4 exons. NCBI's taxonomy places the organism in Eukaryota, Fungi, Ascomycota, Leotiomycetes, Helotiales, Lachnaceae. The record is from RefSeq and is a predicted model, not a curated record.
AUGUCUGACAACCUGUAUGUAUCACCCAAGCUGACCUACCCAAGCCGCAAAGGACUCGGCGAGCAGGUCGGAGAGAAGGUCACCCCUCAAUCCCAGAAGUCGAACACCCAAGUUGCUGGCGAGAAGGCAUCCGGUCUUGGAGACAAAGUCGCAGGCGCAGUCCAGCCAAGCGAGGACAAGUCCGCCACCCAGCAAGCUGGUGACAAGACUCGAUCUGGCGCCAACGAGGGAGAUUCAUACCUAGACUCUGCCAAGAGCACUCUGUCCGGUGCGGCCGACACUGUUACUGGCAAGACCAAGGACGCCACCAACAACUAA